This is a messenger RNA of Halichondria panicea, 824 nucleotides long. Its product is annotated as U1 small nuclear ribonucleoprotein A-like. Gene Ontology annotation, biological process: mRNA splicing, via spliceosome. Bases 68 to 733 code for a protein of 221 amino acids. Gene Ontology annotation, cellular component: U1 snRNP. Gene Ontology annotation, molecular function: U1 snRNA binding. The record is from RefSeq and is a predicted model, not a curated record. The transcript is spliced from 5 exons. Lineage: Eukaryota; Metazoa; Porifera; Demospongiae; Suberitida; Halichondriidae.
AUCAGAAACUGCUCUUUAGUUGGAAUUUUUAUCAAGACCACGUUGUGUAAGAAAAUUCGAGGUUGUCAUGGAUGUCCCACCUAACCAGUCACUGUAUAUCAACAAUCUGAAUGAGAAAGUCAAGAAGGAAGAAUUGAAGAAGUCGCUGUACGCCAUUUUCUCUCAGUUUGGGCCGAUACUCGACAUUGUGGCUCUCAAGACACUCAAGAUGAGAGGACAAGCAUUCGUGGUGUUCUCUGAUAUACCCAGUGCCAGCAAUGCUCUGAGAUCCAUGCAGGGGUUCCCAUUCUAUGAUAAACCCAUGAGAAUAACCUACGCAAAGUCAAAGUCUGAUGCCGUGUCUAAACAAGAUGGUACCUUUGUGGAGAAGAAGAAGAGAAAGCCAGAGGAGACUGAUAGUGGACCCACUGCCAAGAAGCCAGCCAAGGCCUCUAAGGACGGGACCACACCCCAGCAGCCCGCCACCCACAAGAGCUCCUCCUCCUCCGGACGUGAGCAACCCAACAAGAUCCUGUUCCUCACCAGUUUGCCUGAAGAGACUAACGAACAAAUGCUCACAAUGCUAUUUCAACAGUUCCCAGGUUAUAAGGAGGUUCGACUGGUCCCUGGAAGAUCUGAUAUUGCCUUUGUAGAGUUUGAUACUGAGUUACAAUCGACGGAGGCCAAGACUUCUCUACAAGGCUUCAAGAUCACGCCCACCAACGCUAUGACUAUUGCAUUUGCAAAGAAAUAAACACUCUUGUUAGUAAUGAACAGUUUCUAGAGUUAUUUUUUAUUUAUUCUGUAGUCUCUGAGAAUUCUUGAAUAAUGCUCUUGUUAUUACG